Labrus bergylta (ballan wrasse) is the source of this 3031-nucleotide messenger RNA. It is a transcript of the gene slc46a1, whose product is annotated as solute carrier family 46 member 1. Gene Ontology annotation, molecular function: transmembrane transporter activity. The record is from RefSeq and is a predicted model, not a curated record. Gene Ontology annotation, biological process: transmembrane transport. Gene Ontology annotation, cellular component: plasma membrane. NCBI's taxonomy places the organism in Eukaryota, Metazoa, Chordata, Actinopteri, Labriformes, Labridae.
UGAGCUGGUAGAUAAGUUACCUUCAAGCUGAGGUCACUUCACCCACUCACUCUUGACAACUUUAUUUGUUGAAAACACCGGCGUUAGGAUGAUUUUACGUGGCUAACCCGCGACUUUACGUGAAGGGAGCAGAGAGCAAGUUUAAAUUGAGGGAGUUAGCCUACUCUGAAUAUAAAGUGACAGUUCAUGUGUUGAAGUUAAGGACGGCUUGACAUGGACGAGCGGGACACCGCAGCUAUCCUAUCCGGAGAUGUGCUCAGCGCCACUUCCACCGAGGAAGAACUUUCCACGUAUGGCUCAUGUGGACUCAAAGAUGAGGCUGCUGUCUCGACCACCCGCUCCUGGCGACCACCGUUUACAUGCCCGCUGCCGCUGACUGUAGAGCCGGUCAUGUUCCUCUCCAUGUUUUCAAUUGCCCUGCAGUCUCCAUUGGCCACUCAGUAUGUGUGGGACCGAGUCAGCGAUGAUAUCGGUUACAAUGGCUCCAGGAGGUUGAGCUGCAAUGGCUCCUUGACCCCGGACCCCCUUCAAGAGCAAGUACAAACCUUGACAGCCCACUGGAACCUGUACAUCAGCCUUGGGGGCUUUUCUGUAGGCAUACUGGUGGUGCCUCUCCUAGGAUCUUGGAGUGACAGUGCAGGUCGUAGACGUGUCCUCAUCAUCCCUAACCUAGGCAUGGCCGUCCAAGCGGCGGUUUACCUCGUAGCCAUGUACCUGAAGCUACCGCUGAUCUGGUUUCUUAUCGGCAGACUGCUUAGUGGCCUCACAGGGGAAUUCAAUGCUGUCGUGGCUGCCUGCUUCUGUUAUGUUGCGGACAUCAGUGACAAAAAAUCCCUCACCCUCAGGGUGGCAGUCUUGGAGGCUUGUCUGGGCCUUGCAGGGAUUCUAGCCAGCGUUAUAGGUGGGCAGUGGCGAAAGGCUCAAGGGUACAUCAACCCGUUCUGGCUGGUCCUAGCCACUAACUUGGCCACAGCUCUGUAUGUUUACCUGUUUGUCCGUGAGUCUGUCCCGCUAGACCCAAAUGCCAAGCUCCUAACCUACCGCCAUCAUAAAACCGUCUGGCAACUCUUUUCGACAGGAGGCAUCAGCGGUCAGACAAAGGGAAGCUUUCACAGAUACAGGCUGUGGCUGUACAUGCUGAGCUUCUUCCUGGUGGUGACCAUACACUUUGGCAGUAGGGACUUGUAUGUGCUUUAUGAGCUGAGCUCACCGCUGUGCUGGGGCUCUGCCCUGAUUGGCUACGGAGCGGCAGCUCAGCAGAUGGCCUACCUCACCAGUCUGAUGGGGCUGAAGCUCAUGCAGCACUGCCUGAAGGACUCCUGGGUGGCUGUCGUGGGUCUGGUCUCUAACAUCUCUGGUCUGCUGGUUCUCUCUGUGGCUGACACCACCCAGCUCAUGUUCACAGGUUAUGCUCUGUUGUUCCUCUUCAUGGCUCCGUUGCCCGUGCUCAGGUCAAAGCUGUCUAAUCUGGUGGCCCAAUCAGAACAAGGCGCCCUGUUUGCAUCUGUUGCCUGUUUGGAUAGCUUCUGUUUUCUUGUGGGCAGUGGCCUCUUCAACUCACUCUAUCCACUCACGCUGAAUUUCAUGAAGGGUUUCCUUUUCCUCUGUGCUGCCAUUCUCCUCUUCAUCCCCGCUGGGAUAAUUGGUUUCAUGCAGUGUUUCGACUCCAAGAAAGGCCACAGAGACUCCUUGGUGUCCUGACCUGAAGAGAGAGAGCGAGAGAGAGAGAGAGCGAGAGAGGGCAAGAACCUGUCAGAGAGUUAAAGGUGAGGUGAGUAGCUCUGACACACAUGACCUGAUGUGUUUGGAGAGACUUUUGAUUUUGACACAGUGACGGAGAAGCUGACUGCUAUCGGGAUUCUUCAUCUUAGUCACAGGAAGGUGAUCAAGACCCAACCAAGAAUGAACCUACAGUACUGACUUACAUUAUGCAUAAACUCCUCUGCUAUUAUGAUGAAAUAGUGGAGAAUGAGGGCCUUUCUAAAUCAUUCAUUAUCCUAAAAAACAAACCAUUGUGUUCAGAUAUUUCAUCAAGACAUUUAUUGAUGUUUGAGACUCAAAACGAUUUACACUUGACUGAAUAAGCUUAACAGAAGUUGUUAAAAAUAAAGCAUAUCAAACCAUAUGGGUAUUAUGUAAUGUAUUUAAAUGAUUUAUAGUAACAUUUCAGUCACCUGACACAGGUGUGCUUCCCUAAAAACAAGCACUGCCUAAAGAAGGCAGUUUUUAAUGACAAAAGGAUAAGCAUAUAAGCAAUAAGCUUGUUGGAAAUAAUCACCUUUAUUGCUAGCCCACUGUUAUACUGAUGUUUAUUAGUCUUGAGUCUUUUACUCAACAAGUAUUCUGACUUUUUUGUUUGUUUUGAUUUUGUAUGUUUUUAUAUCUAAACAUUCUUUUCCAAAAUGUUUCUUGUAAGCUGCGAGAGUAUAAUGUGUAGAAUAGUUCAUUAGCCAUGAUAAAGCCUCAUCAUUUCUCUGAAGAUGAAUACACCUUGAAUUGUAGUGGAAAUAUAAAAGAUUGCUUAGUUUCUGCAGAUUUUGAAGCCUAUUUGUACACACAGAUAGAUAGAUUGCAUACAUACAAAUACAAAACUAGGAUAAGGAUAUUGCCAAAGAAAUCACAGUAUUUCUAAAAAAAAAUUAAAAAAAAGGACACAUGACAUGUUGACUGGAAAAGCAAAGAACCACUGAUGUACCAAUAAGUGGACAACCCGCUCUAUCUCACUUAUAGUCUAUGGAAGUUGAGAAAGUGAAAUUCCCAAAAGGUGGGUGAACAUUAGUGUUUGUAAAAUAUAUAAGAUCUAAAUAUACGUUCAUUCAGCUCAAAGGUUAGCGGCUGGAUUUGAUGAACAGUAAGAUUUGGCUGUUUUUACCGACCACGUUCACACUCUUUUUCUGUGUACAGAGUUAGAGAGUGUUUGAGCAUUUCAUUUUUUUCUGCAACUCAAUGCUUCUACUGAACAACAAUGACAGUUGUUUUUGUACCUUUCCCUUCUUACAUAACGUUACUACUUAGUUUAUAAUGCCACAGG